UUGGUUGAGACGGUAGCGUAGGGGAGGAGGGGGCUUAGAGACGGAGCGCAGAGAGCUCUCGACCUCACUCUUUCCGACUCAGGCCCAGAGGCGAGUGUGGCGCUCGGCUCGCUCGACAUCCGGACAACCCCGCCGCCAUUAUGGUGAAGCUCGCCAAGAACGCUAAAAGCCAGCUUAAACCGAAAAAAAUGGCUCCCCCUCCUCCCAAGGAUGUUGAUGACAGUGAAGAAGAUUCUUCGGAGGAGGAGGAAGAGGAAGAAGAGAGCAGUGGGGAGGAGAUGAUCCUUCCAAAGAAAGCAGUCACUCCAGCGAAGGCCGCAAACAAAAAGGCAGCUACCCCGGCCAAGAAGGGAGCUUUGACCCCGGCCAAGAAGGGAGUCGCCACCCCGGCCAAGAAGGGAGUCGCAACUCCGGCAAAGAAGGGGGGCGUUACUCCAGCGAAGACGCCCGUCUCGGCCAAAGGAGCAAAAAAUGGGAAGAACGCAAAGAAGGAAGAGAUGGAUGAGGAAGAUGAGGAAGAAGAUGAGGAGGAGGAUGAAGAAGAAGAUAGCGAGGAGGAUGAAGAUGAGUCCGAGACGGAGCUUCCCCUGCCAGUGAAGAAGCCGGCAGCCCAAGCCGCAGCAAAGAAGCCCUUAGCAGCCGCAGCAGCCAAACAGGAGUCUGAAGAUGACGAGGAGGAAGAUGAGGAGGAGGACGAAGAGGACGAGGACGAAGAAGACUCUGAAGAAGAGCCCAUGGACACCACCCCAGCAAAGGGCAAGAAAGCUGUUCUGGCAAAAGCUGCCCCAGUCAAAGCUGUUGCAGAAGACUCUGAGGACGAGGAAGAUGAAGACGAUGAGGAUGAAGACGAUGAGGAUGAAGACGAUGAGGAAGAGGAGGAAGAAGCGGUACAAGAAGCAGCUGGAAAGCGCAAGAAGGAAAUGGCCAAACAAAAAGGCAUUCCAGAUUCCAAGAAGAAGAAAACGGAAGAUGCUCCCUUUUCACUCUUCAUUGGCAAUCUGAACGCUUCAAAGGACUUUGAAGAGCUGAAGGCCGCCAUCCGGGACUUCUUUGCCAAAAAGGACCUCCAGGUCCAAGAAGUCAGAAUUGGCAACUCAAAGAAGUUCGGCUACGUAGAUUUCCCCUCGCAAGCGGAGCUGGAUAAAGCGCUGAAGUUCAGCGGGAAGAAAUUAAUGGGCUUGGAAGUGAAACUGGAAAAGGCAAAGAGUAGGGAGAGCCUACAGGAGAACAAGAAAGAGAGGGAUGCAAGAACCAUCUUUGUGAAGAAUCUCGCCUACAGCGUUACCCAGGAGGACCUGCAGGAAGUGUUUCAGGAAGCCGUGGAAGUCAGACUGGUGUCCAAGGAUGGAAGCAGCAAAGGGAUUGCCUACAUUGAAUUCAAAUCUGAAGCCGCUGCAGAGAAAGCCAUCGAGGAGAAACAAGGGAUGGAAAUCGAGGGCCGGUCCGUUAUCCUUGACUUCACAGGCGAGAAAAGCCAGCAGGACACCAGGAAAGGUGCAGAGUCCAAAACCCUCGUUGUCAACAAUCUGGCGUACGAUGCCACAGAAGAGACUCUUCAGGAUGUGUUUGAGAAGGCGGCGGCCAUUAGGAUCCCCCAGAAUAACCAGGGAAGGCCUAAAGGGUAUGCUUUUGUGGAUUUUUCUUCAGUUGAAGACGCCAAGGAAGCUAUGAAUUCCUGCAACAACACAGAGAUUGAAGGCAGGAUAGUCAGACUGGAGUACAGCUCACCUGGAGGGCCAAACAGGAACUUCAACGCCAGAGGAUUUAGUCAACAAAGCAAAACACUCUUUGUCAAAGGCUUAUCCGAGGACACAACAGAAGAAACGCUGCGAGAGUCGUUUGAUGGUUCCAUCGGGGCGAGAAUAGUCACGGACAGAGACACGGGCUCGUCCAAGGGGUUCGGCUUUGUGGACUUCAGCUCCGCCGAAGAUGCCAAAGCGGCAAAAGACGCCAUGGAGGAUGGGGAAAUCGAUGGCAACAAAGUGACCCUUGACUUUGCCAAACCCAAGGGCGACGGUCAACGCGGCGGCUUUGGCCGAGGAGGCAGAGGCGGGCGCGGCGGCAGAGGAGGCUUUGGGGGCAGAGGGGGCAGAGGCUUUGGAGGCAGAGGAGGCGGCUUCCGGGGAGGCAGAGGUGGCGGCGGCGGCGACCACAAACCGCAAGGCAAAAAGAUAAAAUUUGACGAUUGAGUGGCUCGUGGCGUCUGAAAGGACUCUGGGGUUUUUAAUUCUGUCACCGUGCAAUGACAGAGCCUUUUGAGGACAUUCCAAGAUGCGUUUUGCAGUCCCUUAAGAACAACGCGAGAAAAUUCCUUCGGAUGAAGAAAACAGCCACUCAACUGCCUGGCCACACAUAUGAACUUUUUAAUAAAAGCAACAAGAGUUGUUGGGAGUGGACCCACGCCAAGUCCGUUGUCCCGAAUUUAUAACGUUUUACCCCUGUGUAAAGAAAUAACUUGGUUAUACAUUUCUGUAGUUCCUCCUUUUUUUGUUUAUUCCUUGCUGUAAAAAUGCAAAAACAAAUGUUUUAUCACUUUGUCUUGGCACACUGUCUUGGACAGAUUAAAGGGCCUAAAUGGAUCUGUGUGUGUCCUUGGGGGAAUACCUGAAAACAUUGCACGUGCCGUCCUUCUCCCCAAAAGGAGGAGGAUACAAGCACAGGAUUGGUCGUGCACCUUACUUUGUGUCUUCCAUUCCGCCCUGCAUUAUUCGAAAUGUUUCAAGAGAUAUGUUAACUGACAUAGCCUGGCUCCCAGAAGAUUUCUGGUUUGGGGCACCCCCACAAUGAAAUGCCUUGUGCGAGGCAGCCCAGAUACCUUCAUGGGGCCUCCUGUGUCUGAUCUCCCUGGGCCGGUGGACAUGGAAAAGGUGACGUUACCAGAACAUGUCAUGUUUCUGCUGUGUGAUGAGACUGAGUAAUUUUUAAUAAACUUCUAGGUACUCUUUAAUUUUUAAAAA
This is a messenger RNA of Sphaerodactylus townsendi, 2957 nucleotides long. It is a transcript of the gene NUCLEOLIN, whose product is annotated as nucleolin. The transcript has 15 exons. The record is from RefSeq and is a predicted model, not a curated record. NCBI's taxonomy places the organism in Eukaryota, Metazoa, Chordata, Lepidosauria, Squamata, Sphaerodactylidae. Bases 141 to 2189 code for a protein of 682 amino acids. Gene Ontology annotation, molecular function: RNA binding.